Glycine soja is the source of this 1757-nucleotide messenger RNA. Its product is annotated as carbamoyl-phosphate synthase small chain, chloroplastic-like. Gene Ontology annotation, biological process: L-glutamine metabolic process; L-arginine biosynthetic process; 'de novo' pyrimidine nucleobase biosynthetic process. NCBI's taxonomy places the organism in Eukaryota, Viridiplantae, Streptophyta, Magnoliopsida, Fabales, Fabaceae. The record is from RefSeq and is a predicted model, not a curated record. Gene Ontology annotation, molecular function: carbamoyl-phosphate synthase (glutamine-hydrolyzing) activity. The coding region runs from base 136 to 1452 and encodes 438 amino acids. Gene Ontology annotation, cellular component: carbamoyl-phosphate synthase complex; cytoplasm. The transcript is spliced from 10 exons.
AAAAAAAACAAAAAGGAAAGAGCCCCAUGAAGCGAAAUUGCAAAAAUAAAAACCUAGGUGGCGGAAACCUAGGUACUGCGACUGGAGUGGUUCCCUCAGACAUAUCUGUAACGCUGCUUCUUCUGUGAGGCAUCAAUGGAGACAAAAGCUUUGUCCUUCGCUCUGUCUCUCAAUGACCUCACCAACAACCGCUUCUCUUCCAAUACGCCACAUGCUGCCGCCAAAGUUUCCGUCUUUACCGUCAGAUGCUCUUCUUCGGGUAGUGGAGAGAGGCCUUGGAAGAAUUCAGAUGCUAGACUUGUGCUUGAAGAUGGUUCAAUUUGGAGAGCAAAAUCGUUUGGUGCUUCAGGGACCCAAGUUGGCGAGGUUGUUUUCAAUACAUCAUUGACAGGGUAUCAAGAAAUUUUGACUGAUCCUAGUUAUGCUGGCCAGUUUGUGCUCAUGACAAACCCACAUAUUGGGAAUACUGGCAUAAAUUUUGAUGAUGAGGAAUCAAUACAGUGUUUCCUUGCUGGACUUGUAAUUAGAAGUUUGAGUAUCAGUACCUCUAACUGGAGAUGUAAGAAGCCUCUGGGGGAUUACCUAGCUGAAAGGAAUAUCAUGGGAAUUUAUGAUGUUGAUACUCGUGCAAUCACGCGGCGAUUGCGGCAAGAUGGCAGUCUUAUUGGUGUUUUGAGCACUGACAAUUCCAAAAAGGAUGAGGAACUGCUUCACAUGUCUAAGUCAUGGAACAUUGUUGGUAAGGAUCUAAUAAGUGGAGUAUCAUGCAAAACUCCACAUGAAUGGGUUGAUAAAACAAAACAACAAUGGGAGUUUAGUAAAGUGCCUGGAGAGGCUUUCCAUGUAGUUGCUUAUGAUUUUGGAAUCAAGCAUAAUAUACUUAGGCGCCUAGCAUCUUAUGGCUGCAAAAUCACUGUUGUGCCAUGUACAUGGUCAGCAUCAGAAACUUUGAAGAUGAAGCCAGACGGGGUUCUUUUCAGCAAUGGCCCUGGAGAUCCGUCUGCUGUUCCUUAUGCCGUUGAAACAGUGAAGAAUAUUAUCGGAAAGGUGCCUGUUUUUGGAAUUUGCAUGGGCCAUCAAUUGCUAGGCCAGGCUUUAGGAGGUAAAACCUUCAAGAUGAAAUUUGGUCACCAUGGAGGAAAUCACCCUGUUCGUAACCUUCGAAGUGGCCAUGUUGAAAUUAGUGCCCAGAACCACAACUAUGCUGUUGACCCUGCCACACUGCCGGAAGGAGUGGAGGUUACUCAUAUCAAUCUAAAUGAUGGAAGUUGUGCUGGUCUUGCUUUCCCCGCUCAACAACUUAUGUCUCUUCAAUACCACCCUGAAGCAUCCCCUGGACCUCAUGAUUCUGACUAUGCUUUUAGGGAGUUUGUAGAGCUAAUGAAGCAAGGAAAAAACAGAACAAAAGAAAGUCUACACCAACUAUCAGCAGCACAGGCUUUGGAUGCAUAAGUGGUUGAAGGGAGCUGCUCUUGUUCGUUCGGGGCAAAAAGAAUAAUGCAUCUGCUGAAAAAUUACGAAGUUAUGAGUCCAUUUCUAUGAUUUUGUAGAUGAGUUUAUUAAGGUUUUCUAGGGAUCUAUAAGAUUAAGAUUUUCUCAUGUUCAUUUCCUUUGCAAGGGUAAGCACGGCCAUGAUUGUCAUAAACCUCAAUGAGGCCUAAUGUACUACUGCUCAUCGCAGUCAACACCAAAAUUUUGGUUGCUGGCAUCACCAAUUUUAUGAGUAAUUACUAAUGAUUGUUUCCUGUUAAGAAAAA